AAAGUUUUUGUUUAUGUGUGUUAAGAUUUUUUAAAAGUAGUCGUUUGUGAUCGGGAUAUUUUGGAACAUGAAUGUAAACAAUAGUUUCAAGAUCAAACUGUUGAGGAUUCUGGUAAAUUGUUGGCGCGUGAAUGGCGUAAAUAGUGAGGGUCUGUUUUUCAAAAGCACAAUUUUGCUGUGCAGCGACUGUAAAAUUUUAUUGAUGUCAUUAAAGUUAUUUUUUAACCAGUAUCUAUGGAGCAAAUUGUGCGAAAUUAGUUUUGCAUUACGCCGUACUUGGCUUGGUCAUAUUGAUUAUUUACACACGAUUCUCUUCCAUAAAUCGUCACUGCGCCACUUUAGUAGUCAGAUCACCAUUAACGUUGUCAUUAUUAUCAUUUUUCUGAAUAUAAACCGCAAAGUAUUUCACACAUUACCGUCGUUUUAUUGAAUGGGUGUAGGAAGAGAUCCUGUAUAUUUCCUGUGGUUGGAGAAGGACACCAACAAACUGCAGUAAACCCCGUGUUGGAUCAUAACAGUCUGAUUCAUAAUUUCAAGAUAAGCAUUCAGUUUCCAUGAUGUCAUCACAUAAUGGAAGUGCCCAACUAUCUCCAGUCUUGUUCCUGGACUUGCAAGGUGAACCAAUGCGCUUCUUCCUGCGUCCAGGUGUCAGCAAAGCUGAGCUCCAGCCUAUCAUCAAAGCGGGUGGGGGUGUGGUAUGCAAAGUGCAGGAGCCCGGGGCCAUUCUGCUGCUAGACCCAGAGCAGGUGGCCAAAGUCCCGGCCAUGUUAGCAAACUGCUACAUCUCCACGAAGUAUAUAAGGGACUGUGUGGAGAAGAACCAGCAGCUGGACAUGGAAGACUACAAGUUAAACAACGGCGGGGCACAAGCACGACCAGUGAAACGCAAGCAGGAGAGGGGGCGUAUGGGCUACACACCGGAGGAUGACGCUGUGAUCCUGUCUUACAUAAGCAAGCACAUGCAAGAGGCCCGGGGCAAUGUCGUGUGGAGGGAGAUGGAACGGCUGCGUGUUACUGAUCACAGCUGGCAGUCUAUGAAGGAUCGCUACCGGAAACACCUGUGCCUGCAGUCGAAUUCACCAAAGAUGACCUCCCUUUGGUCCCCACCCGAUAGAAAACCCUCACCAGACAGGACACAUCUGAAGACCUCGCCUGAGGAGACGUCUCUCCCACCUGUGAUCGAAAAGACCCAAAUACGCACCCCACCUGGACAAGAGCCCCAGGCAUGUUCAUCGAAGAAAAGGCACGCAGAAACGUCACCCGAAAAAGAUGCUCGACUCGUGCCAGAAAGUUCCCCUGGUCAGUCUGUGAAACACGUCAUGCAUCCACAGGCCUCAUCUGAGGCUGCCCACGCACAGUCUCCAGUUAGAAAAAAGCACAGAGAAAGUUCUCCCGAGAGUGGCUGCCUAGACACCUUGGUGGAGGAGGAUGGUGUAUUACGGAAGGACACAGAUGCACUUGCAGAGAGGCAGGUGGUGGUACAACAGAGCUCUGAAACGAACAGAAACCCAGUAAAUCCAGGGAGGAAUGGGGAGGUAGUGAUGAAAAACAGGCGGACUGUUACUCCUGUGAAAGGGAAACUGGGCAUCCUGGAGAUGGCAAUAAUGGAAUUUGAAGAAGACGAUGAAACUGAUGAGGAGAUACUAGACCUGUCACUAAGCAAGAGACCUCAGGCUGACCCAGAAGCUUCUGCUUGUGAGCAUGACCUGGACGUGAACACAUCCCGGGAGAUCCUGGAUGACCACACCAACAGAAAGGCCCAGAUAGAACUACAGCCAGGGAAAUCAGGGCCUCAGGAUCACAGAAGCAAUGGCGCAGUAAAGAAGAACAUUCCUGCAGCUUCAAAUGUCCACACUUUCCUGUUUGAAUCUCAGGAGGAGCUGACCAAUGAUGUCGCUUUCUCCCAGGCACAGCUGGAGGAAGCAAAACACCUGUUACGUACCUUGAUGAGAGAGUCAAAGCAGGACCUAUGUAGCGUUACCAAAGCCCUGCUGAAAAACAGUGGUGAAGUGCAAGUUGCCCUGAGAUAUUUGCUAGCAGGUGAUAAGGGGAGGACCGAAGGACCUUUUUGGACUCGGCAUGAUGACAAUCUCCUCCUUUCAGCCCAUCCGUCCCAGCACAAUCUUCACUUGAAAUAUGGGGAGGAAGGAAUGGCCAAGAGGAUUGCUUUCCUUGACACUGAAUGAAACAUGAUCACUGUGACAGGACUUUGCUGAGCAAAACAGCUGUUGGGCAAUAUCAGCUAUCCAACACGGCAAGUUUUAGUACUUUGGCGGGAAUGUUUGUCUUUUUCCUUUAAAAUUCUGCUACUCAGAAAAUUCUCUGGUGCUCCUUGAUUCCAGGAGCUGCUACCAGGUCUAUUAUUUUAAACAAGUUUUUACUUUCUUAUAUUUGUCGUCAUAGAUAUAGUGUAACUUGAAAUGAUUACAGUUGUACAUAAUGACACUUGUUGAGUACAGCAUCAUUAUAAAAAUUAUGUCAAAACAUUUGGUGAAUUUCUGUAUUUAUACAUACAACAGUCUACUUAGCAAUUGUAAUAAAUAGUAUUCUUGUAAACACAA
Molecule: messenger RNA, 2561 nt
Organism: Brienomyrus brachyistius
Lineage: Eukaryota; Metazoa; Chordata; Actinopteri; Osteoglossiformes; Mormyridae
Gene: terf2ip
Product: telomeric repeat binding factor 2, interacting protein
Exons: 4
Coding region: 555-2186 (543 amino acids)
Biological process (GO): regulation of DNA-templated transcription; telomere maintenance via telomere lengthening
Cellular component (GO): shelterin complex
Molecular function (GO): telomeric repeat DNA binding
Source: RefSeq, a predicted model, not a curated record